Messenger RNA from Oncorhynchus nerka (sockeye salmon), 1408 nucleotides. Its product is annotated as C-type lectin domain family 6 member A-like. Bases 1 to 924 code for a protein of 307 amino acids. The transcript has 6 exons. NCBI's taxonomy places the organism in Eukaryota, Metazoa, Chordata, Actinopteri, Salmoniformes, Salmonidae. Gene Ontology annotation, molecular function: fucose binding; D-mannose binding. The record is from RefSeq and is a predicted model, not a curated record. Gene Ontology annotation, cellular component: external side of plasma membrane. Gene Ontology annotation, biological process: biological process involved in interspecies interaction between organisms.
AUGUCACAGGUCAUCAAUGCUGAGCCAGAUAUGAACAAGAAGGUCAAAUUUGACAGAGGUGAGAUGGAGGAGAGGAUUGUAGAUAUCUACAUCAGUGCAGACACCAUGAGAGACGGUGAGACCAGCACUAAGAGAGAAGAGACAGCAGACACUGCUCCUAAUAAUGGACCAGGAGACCAGCAAUCAGAGCCUGAUAGCUCAGUGAAGAGACCCUUCCUAGUUGCUGCAGUGUUUCUGGGGCUGCUGUGUGUUCUACUGGCUGGGAUCAUAGGCCUGUCUGUCUACUGUGAGUUUGUCUCCAAGUUCAUUGCUUAUCACCUAGUUAGUUUCUCCCUUUUUAAAAUCAACGCAACUGAAGAGAGAGACCAGCUACAGACCAGAUACAACAACCUGGCUGAAGAGAGAGACCAGUUACAGACCAGUUACAACAACCUGACUGAAGAGAGAGACCAGCUACAGACCCUUUGCUCUUCAACAGAGCAGCAUUGUCAGGAGGGAUGGAGAUACUUUGACUCCAGUUUGUACUUCCUCUCUACUGAGAAGAAAACCUGGGAAGAGAGCAGACAGGACUGUAAGGGGAGAGGAGCAGACCUCGUGAUCAUAAACAGUAGAGAGGAACAGUAUUUUAUAAAUAUAUUAAGGGUGACAUUAUCUUUCUCUUUCUCAACAAUAGACAUUUCUCUUCAACCUCCACCUGAGAGCCUGGACGAGUCUGACUCUGUUACUGAGGAGACCUGGAAGUGGGUGGAUGGCACAACACUGACCACAGGGUACUGGGGGAAAGGACAGCCUAAUAAUGGUGGUCUGUUCCCGGGGCAGGAGGACUGUGUUGAGAUAUACUAUAGACAAGCUGAUCCUGUACAGACAUGGAAUGAUGACAAUUGUGGCACAAAUCAUAACUGGAUCUGUGAGAAAGAGGUGUAACAAUAACCUCUCUCUCUCUCUCUCUCUCUCUCUCUCUCUCUCUCUCUCUCUCUCUCUCAGUUAUUAUGUUGAUUAUGUUGAUUAUGAUUAUUAUGUUGGUUGGAUACAGUGCUGAAUGGUUAAGUGAUGAUUCCACCUAUUGGUUAAAGUGAGAGAUGAACAGACCAAAGAGAUUAAAUAGUUGUAUUACAGACUUGCCUACGGGCUCUUUUUUAAUGCACCCUUACUUGAUUCCUCCUCACAUCUUCUCUCCUCCCCUUUGUCUCAAAACACAUUGGACAAUAGAAUCCUAGGGGAGGGACCUUGGACCUUCUCCUCUAAUAGGGUUGAGAAGGAGGAGAAGAGAAAGGAGGAGAGGAAUCUAGGAAAGACGAAUUGAGUGUCAGAGAGCCUUAGUGUCAAAGAGAGACAGAGGAGGAAGAAGAAAAUUAAGAGAAUGAGACUAGAGAGAAAAAAUAAGACAAAUAAUUGUUGUGUUUAGAUU